Messenger RNA from Phragmites australis (common reed), 1564 nucleotides. RefSeq lists its product as uncharacterized. The record is from RefSeq and is a predicted model, not a curated record. Lineage: Eukaryota; Viridiplantae; Streptophyta; Magnoliopsida; Poales; Poaceae. The transcript has 4 exons. Bases 134 to 1147 code for a protein of 337 amino acids.
UCUCGUCGCGUCUCGUCUGGCCGCAAAAACAAAAAGAAAGGAAAAAAAAAACAGCGCGCCACCUAACAAGGAGAGGAGAGAGAAGCAGCGAGGAAAGCGAGAGGCGAGAAACCCUAAUCGAACGCGCGCAGAAAUGGGCAAGCUUCUCUGCGACCCCUCCGCCGCCGCCGUCGCCGAAGCCCUGCCGCCCUCCCCUGCUCCCGCUCCUCCGCCUCAGCUCCUCACCUGGCCCGCCCACGAGCCCUCCACCUCGCCCACGGGCUGGGACGCCGUCUGGGCGCUCGAGGACCAGCAGCGCCGCCGCCUGCACCGGAUCUGGGAGCGGGGCGUUGCGUGGAAGCCCUCCCCGCCGGACGGCGCCGGGGCGGCGCCGGUGGUCUUCCGCCUGGACCACGGCGGGGAGGUCGACGCCGACGGCAACUGCCUCUUCACCGCCGCCCGGACGGCCGCCGCCGCCAAAGCCGACGCCCGCGAGCUCAGGCACCGCACCGUGCACCGCUUCGCCGAGGUCUACGCCGCCGCAGGGGACGACGACAGGGGCGCCGUCGACGCGGCCGUACGGCACCUCUACGCGCCGGAUCUCAAGGCCGGGUGGGGCGUCCACGUCGUGCAGGAGAUCAAGUUGCUCGCGCCCAAGGCCCAGCGCGACGCGCUCGACGCCGCCAUCCAGGAGCUCGUCGAUCUCGGCAUCCAAAGGGAAAUCGCAGCUGAAACUAUCUACAAGGAGAGAUGUAUCACUGUAAACGAUGGAGAUAGUUGGGCCAAGUACAUGUCCAUUUCUGGUUCUGCAGAGGAUGAGCACGACAUAAUCACCCUGCAGUACACAGAGGAGGGGUUACUGACAAUCGAUGAGAACCGGGAUGGCCGUGCAGCUGCAUUUGGUGAUGAUAUUGCCAUUGAGUGCCUGGCAACAGAGUUCAAGAGAGAAGUUUAUGUGGUGCAAGCUCAUGGAGCGGAUGCAAUGGUUGAUGAGGACAACUGUGUCUUCUUCCUCCCGCACCGUCCUAGAGGAGAAAUUUGUGAACCACCAAUUUUUCUAUUCAUGAAGGGAACAGCAUGGUGUGGCGCUGGUGCAGACCAUUAUGAGCCUUUGGUCGCCACUGUUCUCCAGCAUGUUACUCCAGACAAGGCAGCUGUUGUACUUUGAGGAUGACUGCAUUUUUGUCCUCACCCUUAGUUUUUAGUCAGCGGUGGAGUUAAGACAAUUUUGUUACCAGAGCUAGAGUGCUGAAUUGAGGAGCAACACCUAUGCCCAAGAGAGAAGAGAGAUGAUCAAUCUAACUGUGCGUUGCAGGGUCUUGCCUGCUUCUGAAUCUGCGUACCAUGAUUCGCAUUGUAUGGUGAUUUUGUUGUUGUAUGUUCAUGAAUAGGUUCUGACUAGCGAGGAUAUCAGGAGAGUGGUAGAAUACCAAAUCUAGAUUGUUGGUGCCUGAUGUUGUGUGCCAUGGUCGGCCGGCAUUUUUGUAUUUCCUCUUUUGAGGAUCUUUGGUUGCCUGUUUCUAGGAACAUCAUGAUUGGACAUUUGGAUUGGAAUCAAUUCUUUUUUUUUUGUGUGUUGGGUUAA